UCAUAGCCUCCCCGAGUCCCGGACAGUAGGGUGCAUCUCAAGACUGCCGGUAGUACCGCGCCUUCCCCAAUUUCCAGAAACACCGCACGCAGCACCGGCAUUUCCACUCGCACAUUGCCAUGAGGUUGUCCGCGGCUCUUCGUAACGCAUGCCGGAACCUCCCGGUUGGUCCAGGGCAUGUACCCCGACACGGUUCCUGUCUAGUUGGCGCCCGGAGGACCUCCACGCCGCUUCCAUUCGGGAGCCACCGUGCCCUCGCGCGUGAUGCAAGCACGGGCAGCGGCCAAACAUCUGAAGCGGCGGUAAAACUCAGGAAGCAGCGAGAUGGCUCCGUCAGCGAACACGCCAUCAGGGAGGUGAUACAGCAGAGCAGACAGGAAUUGGUCCAACUCUGCAGAGAGAACACGGCCAUCACACCUGUGCUCGCCAUUAUCCAGGCAGCAGAGGAUGACCGUUUACUGGAGAUCAACAAGAAGAUGGCGGCCAAGGUGGGGUUGAGCAUCAUGGAUAUCAGUCUGCCGGGGUCCUGCACUGAGGAGGAGGUAUUGGAGGAGGUACUGCGUCUGAAUGAGGACGCUGCUGUGCGGGGCAUCUACCUGCACCUGCCCCCCUCCCGCAUCACCCCUCGCCUGCUCAGCAGCCUCGCUCCACACAAGGACGUGGAUGGGGUGUGUGAUGUGAACGUGGGGCGCAUGGUCCGGGGGGACCUGAGCCAAAGCUUCACCACUCCUCAGGCCAGAGCUGUCAUGGAGCUACUGACCAGACAUGAUGCAUGUCUAGAGGGAAAAACUGCAGUCAUGGUGGGAGGAGAAGGACCCCUUGGGGCUGUCCUGCAGUGCCUGAUGGAAAAGGCAGGCAUGGCGCUUCUGAGAUGUCACCCCGAUACUGCAGCUCUUCAGAAACAGGUGGGGGGGGCCGAUGCGGUGGUGGUGUUGGGGGGGGCUCCCUCCCCCUUGCUGGCCGGAUGGCUGAAACCUGGAGCCGCCCUCAUCUCCUGUAGCCCCAGCUUAACAGAGCCCUGUGCGGGGGCAGAGUCUCUGGCCGUGAGCUCCUGGACUGAAGUGGCCCAACUGAGUGCUGCCUUCAGGAUGCAGAAUGUGGUCCAGAGCUGUGGGAUGUGGGCGGAGUGUCAGAGGUAUCAGCCCUGGAGGCUCCGCCCCCUGAAGCUGCAGCCACUUUCACCUGUGCCCAGUGAUCUGUCCAUCUCGCGGGCCCAGACUCCUAAGCCCAUUGGUCAGUUGGCUCAGGAGAUCGGCCUGCUGCCCGAGGAGCUAGAGCUGUACGGGCGCUCCAAGGCCAAGGUGCGCCUGUCCCUGCUGCAGCGUCUGCAGGAGCAGCCCAACGGCAAAUACGUCAUCGUCGCCGGCAUUACUCCUACUCCACUGGGUGAGGGCAAGAGUACGGUGACCCUCGGUCUGGUCCAAGCCCUCUCUGCUCACCUGCAGCUCAACUCCUUCGCCUGUCUGAGACAGCCUUCCCAGGGACCCACAUUUGGAGUCAAGGGUGGGGCAGCAGGUGGGGGUUAUGCCCAAGUUAUUCCUAUGGAGGAGUUCAACCUGCACCUGACGGGCGAUAUCCACGCCAUCACCGCAGCCAAUAACCUUCUGGCCGCCGCCGUGGACGCCCGCAUCCUACACGAAGCCGCCCAAUCAGAUAAGGCCCUGUAUAACCGUCUGGUGCCGUCUGUGAACGGAGUCCGCCGCUUCUCCCCCAUCCAGCUGAGCCGGCUUCAGCGUUUGGGGAUCAAACACUCAGACCCAGCUGCCCUGUCACCUGAGGAUGUGAGGCGAUUCGUCCGUCUCGACCUUGACCCUGAGAAGGUCACUUGGCAGAGAGUGCUAGACACUAAUGACCGUUUCCUGAGGAGAAUCUCAGUGGGCCAGGCACCUACAGAGAAGGGCCACGUGCGACAGGCUCAGUUUGAUAUAGCGGUGGCGAGCGAGAUCAUGGCCAUCUUGGCGCUGGCUGAUGACCUCACAGAUAUGAGAAGGCGGCUUGGGAGCAUGGUGGUGGGCAGCAACAGGAGUGGACAACCUGUCACUGCAGAUGACCUGGGAGUGACGGGAGCUCUCACUGUGUUGAUGAAAGAUGCCAUCAAACCCACACUCAUGCAGACCCUCGAGGGCACCCCUGUGUUUGUUCAUGCCGGCCCUUUUGCCAACAUCGCCCACGGCAACUCGUCAGUGCCCAGCCAUUGACUGGCCCUCAGCUGGUGGGAGGGCGGAUAUGUGGUCACGGAGGCUGGCUUCGGAGCGGACAUCGGAAUGGAGAAAUUCUUCAACAUCAAGUGCCGGGCCUCCGGGCUGCGGCCCAGUGUGGUGGUGCUGGUGGCCACGGUCCGAGCGCUCAAGAUGCACGGCGGCGGACCCAACGUGUCAGCAGGAGCACCGCUCCCCAAAGAGUACACUGAGGAGAGUUUGCAGCUGGUGGCAUCUGGCUGCAGUAACCUGAAGAAGCAGAUUCAGAUUGCUCAGCUGUUUGGGGUCCCUGUGGUCGUGGCGCUCAACGUCUUCAAGUAA
This is a messenger RNA of Alosa alosa (allis shad), 2519 nucleotides long. It is a transcript of the gene mthfd1l, whose product is annotated as methylenetetrahydrofolate dehydrogenase (NADP+ dependent) 1 like. The transcript has 23 exons. Gene Ontology annotation, biological process: tetrahydrofolate interconversion. Gene Ontology annotation, molecular function: ATP binding; methenyltetrahydrofolate cyclohydrolase activity; methylenetetrahydrofolate dehydrogenase (NADP+) activity. NCBI's taxonomy places the organism in Eukaryota, Metazoa, Chordata, Actinopteri, Clupeiformes, Clupeidae. The record is from RefSeq and is a predicted model, not a curated record. Gene Ontology annotation, cellular component: cytosol.